This is a messenger RNA of Meyerozyma guilliermondii ATCC 6260, 1029 nucleotides long. RefSeq lists its product as uncharacterized. Lineage: Eukaryota; Fungi; Ascomycota; Pichiomycetes; Serinales; Debaryomycetaceae. The record is from RefSeq and is a predicted model, not a curated record. Bases 1 to 1029 code for a protein of 342 amino acids. The transcript has a single exon.
AUGCACCCCCGGUGCACCUCACCGUAUUUCAUCAACUAUCGCAGGCUGGCUGCUACAGGUAUGAGUGAAUCCAAUGCCGACCCCAAGCCUUCAGAGGCUCCGGAAACCGGCCAAUCAGAACAUUCGGGUGCUGAGACCGCUCAGAGUGCCCUCCGUAAUCCACAAAAUACCGAAAACUUACCAAAUGAUGACGAUUCGCAAUUUGCAAUUCCACCAUCGGUCCGAGUUACUGAGGCUGUACAACUGCAACCCGAUGAAAAUCCCUCCUCCGAUGCUCCUGCUGUAUCUAGUAUCCCUGCAGUCUCUCCAGGACUCGCCCAACAAUUCACAACUCCACUGAAGUCACUUCCUCCACUCAAAGAUAUCGAACCCAUUACAACUCCUCGUUCAUUUGAUGUAGCCAAGGACCUCGAAGACCCUGAAAGCUCCCCUGUGGUCACACGAGCAGAAAAUGCCGGCGAUGAUGACGAAAACCUCAUAAAUACAUCAUUUGCUGACGAUACAUUUGCACAAACUCAACCCCACCAUUCAUUUGAACAUUCCUCAGACAAGUUACAGGUGAUAGCAUCCUACCUAGACGUACCUAUAUCGGAGCUUUCUGGAAUCAGCACAUCUUUGGUAAACGCAUUAGAGUCGAAGAGUGCUGACCAUGAAGCUCUUCGUUCUCAGUUGUCUCUACUUCAAGUCAACCAAGAACAAGCUGCUCAAUUGCAGAACAAGAAAGUGGAAACUCUUCAAAAGCGUCUCAGAACGUUGGAUGCAAAGUACCACCAAGUAAUAACUGAUAAUGAGACAAAAGAUGAAGAAAGAGUUUCGGAAUCUCGACAGUUGACCGUUUUGCGUCAAGAAAGAGAUUCUCUUCUGCGGAAACUCGACCACCUUGAGCUGCAAAUCUCUCAGCAACAAACCCAGCAUGCAUCCACUGUAUCCCUCAAAGAUCAGGAAAUCAUACGACUCAACGAGUCGCUUUCGAGGUUGACACAAGCUAAUAUUGACGAUAGCCAAAAACUUAACCAAAAUUACCCGUGA